Nothobranchius furzeri (turquoise killifish) is the source of this 1554-nucleotide messenger RNA. RefSeq names its product glyceraldehyde-3-phosphate dehydrogenase, spermatogenic (gene gapdhs). NCBI's taxonomy places the organism in Eukaryota, Metazoa, Chordata, Actinopteri, Cyprinodontiformes, Nothobranchiidae. Gene Ontology annotation, cellular component: cytosol. Gene Ontology annotation, biological process: glycolytic process; glucose metabolic process. Gene Ontology annotation, molecular function: NADP binding; NAD binding; glyceraldehyde-3-phosphate dehydrogenase (NAD+) (phosphorylating) activity. The record is from RefSeq and is a predicted model, not a curated record.
UUCCAGCGGAGGAUGGCGUGACGUAACGUCGCUAGGGUGACUGGACACGUGUCGAGUAUAAAAGCGGAAGCCUGCGCGCGGCCGCGGACAGCGCACCCAGACCGAACGAGCAUCAGUAGUGAGGUAUCUCCACUUGUCCCUAAGCAGCAACCAUGCCUGAGCUCUGUGUUGGAAUCAAUGGCUUUGGUCGUAUUGGCCGUCUGGUCCUGAGGGCUUGUCUUGAGAAAGGCAUCAAAGUUGUAGCCAUCAACGACCCCUUCAUCGACCUGAAGUACAUGGUCUACAUGUUCAAGUAUGACUCCACCCACGGCCGUUACCGUGGUGAAAUUUCCCACGAUGGAGACAAGCUCAUGGUCAACGGUCAACCCAUCUCCGUCUUCCAGUGUAUGAAGCCUGCUGAAAUCCCCUGGGGCAGCGCUGGAGCCAAAUAUGUUGUUGAAUCUACCGGAGUGUUCCUGAGUGUGGAGAAGGCCUCGUCUCACAUCCAGGGUGGUGCUCAGCGUGUGGUCGUGUCUGCCCCCUCACCUGAUGCUCCAAUGUUCGUCAUGGGAGUCAACGAGGAUAAAUACGACCCCUCCUCCAUGACCAUCGUCAGUAAUGCCUCCUGUACCACCAACUGCCUGGCCCCCCUGGCUAAAGUCAUCCAUGAUCACUUUGGGAUUGAGGAGGCUCUCAUGACCACAGUCCACGCAUACACAGCCACCCAGAAGACGGUGGAUGGUCCCAGCGCUAAGGCCUGGCGCGAUGGCCGCGGUGCUCACCAGAACAUCAUUCCAGCUUCCACUGGUGCUGCCAAGGCUGUGGGCAAAGUCAUCCCUGAGCUCAACGGGAAGCUGACAGGAAUGGCGUUCAGGGUGCCGGUGGCUGAUGUGUCGGUAGUGGACCUGACAUGCCGUUUGACCAAGUCUGCGUCCUACGCUGAGAUUAAGGAGGCUGUGAAGAAGGCCGCUCAAGGGCCCAUGAAGGGAGUUCUGGGUUACACCGAAGACCAGGUGGUGUCCUCAGACUUCAUUGGUGACACUCACUCCUCCAUCUUUGAUGCUGGUGCUGGCAUCUCCCUCAACGACAACUUUGUGAAGCUCAUUUCCUGGUACGAUAACGAGUACGGCUACAGCAACCGCGUCGCCGACCUCCUGUUGUACAUGCAUUCCAAGGAGUAGAUGCAGAGAGGAUGUUGGGAAAGGGACCACCAUAGCUUUCUGUGCCUCUCCCUUAUCUUUUACACAAGCCCCACCCAUAGCCAUAGCAUUUUGACGUUUAGCUCUACUACAGUUGAUGUAGGCAGCAGCGAGUCUGCGUGUUCUGAGUUUAUCUGUCUUCACCUUUAUUGACAGGGCGACGGGUUGGUGAAAGUUCUGUGUUUGUGCCCCCCCCCUCCACCUCCCACUGCCAAUCUAGAUGUCGUUCUGACUGAGUACUAUGGUAACUACUGUAUCCAUUUCACUGUUGGUGUGUUUUAAAGCGUAAUCACCAGUGGAAGGAGGGAAGAGAGGCAGACCUAUUGUUACUCUGCUUAAGAAUAAAGAGAUUAAUAAAACUUAAAAAAUUCCAAAA